AUGCCUUGGUUCCUCUCGGUUUUUUUCUGGGAACUAACAAGUUGAGAGGAUCCUCUGCUGCUGCUGCUGCUCGCCAGGAGAACAAACAUAACAGCGGGGCCUGAGUGCAACAAAAGAGGCUCCCUGGAAAACAUUUACAUGAUCUGUGGAAAAUUAACUCUCGGAUUUGCCCGUUGAGCAGCACAAGUCAUGUACCAAGUGGUGCCAGGAGGAGCCGGGGGCACAAUUACAGAUGUUAUCCCCAAGCAGAAACACAGCAAGGACACUCGACCCUUAGUCGGAGCUGGCGUAAUCGGCCUGGUGCUGGUAAUUGCUGCAGUGACUGCCUGGUGUUAUUACAUCGCCUCUCUACGCAAAGCUGAGCUGCUAAAGACUCAGCUGCUGGAUCUGAAUAAAGAUGGAUACAUUAUCCGCAACCAGGGAGGCUCCAUUGUUUUCAGAAUGGAUUUCAGGUCAGGGACCUUGGAUUUGGAUUCCUGCUCUAAAGAAGGGGAGAUGCUGAGCUGUGGACGCACCACUGAUAGAAAACUUAAUUUCUUUAUUGAGACAGUACGACCUAAGGACACAGUACAGUGCUACCGUGUGCGUUGGGAGGAACUGGUUCCUGACAUUCCUGUUGAGCAUGCCAUGACAUACAAGUUUGCACAUUGGUAUGGUGGUGCUGUGUCAGCAAUUCAGCACUGGCCCAUUUCUAUUUCUGGCCAACAAGCUCCCAAACCCUUUGUUACUAGUGACAUCUACUCAAACCGCAAUGAAUUUGGUGGUAUUUUAGAGAGUUAUUGGCUUUCAUCCAAUGCUACAGCCAUCAAGAUCAAUAAUUCUGUGCCCUUCCACCUGGGAUGGAAUGACACAGAGAAGACCAUGUACUUCCAGGCCCGAUACAAUGACAGUCCGUUCAAGCCAAACCCAGGGGAGGCUCCAUGUGCUGAACUUAGCUACAGAGUGUGUGUGGGCUUGGAUGUGACAUCCAUGCACAAGUACAUGGUCCGCAGGUACUUCAACAAGCCAAACAAAGUGCCAGCCAAAGUCAUGUUUCGCCAUCCAAUUUGGUCGACUUGGGCAUUACACAAGACUAAGAUAGACCAAGAGAAACUCUUGAAAUAUGCUGCCAACAUUCGCAAGCAUAACUUCAAUUGUAGCCACCUAGAACUAGACGACCGCUACUCGAGCCGCUACGGGGAAUUUGAGUUUGACACAACAAAGUUCCCCAAUGCUUCAGCCAUGUUUCAAAAGCUGAAAUCAGAUGGAUUUCUGUUGUCACUCUGGAUCCACCCUUUUGUGAACUAUGACUCAGAAAACUUCCACACUUGUGUAGAGAGGGGCCUGUUUGUCAGGGAGCCAACAGGACGUCUACCAGCUUUGGUGCGCUGGUGGAAUGGCAUUGGCGGCAUUUUGGAUUUCACGAAUCCAGAGGCCCGUGAUUGGUUUUCCUCACAGCUACGCUCACUGCGCUCCAGGUAUGGGGUGUCAUCUUUUAAAUUUGAUGCAGGGGAGACCAACUACUUACCAUGGAAAUUUAGCACAAGAACUCCCAUUCGAGACCCAAGUUUCUUCACGAGACGUUACACGGAAAUGGCUAUUCCCUAUAAUGAUAGAGCUGAGCUGCGUAGUGGUUACCAGUCCCAGAACAUUUCCUGCUUCUUCAGACCAAUUGAUCGUGACUCUGUGUGGGGCUAUGAGUUGGGUCUCAAGUCUCUUAUCCCCACAGUGCUCACCAUUAGCAUUCUUGGCUAUCAGUUCAUUCUACCGGACAUGAUUGGAGGCAAUGCCUAUCUGAACCGCACAGAAGGGAAUCAAGCAUUGCCUGAUCGAGAACUCUAUAUCCGCUGGCUGGAGCUGUCGGCCUUCAUGCCCUCCAUGCAGUUUUCUGUUCCACCAUGGGAGUAUGACAAUGAGGUGGUUGAAAUUGCACGGAAAUACACAGCUCUACAUGAAAGUAUUGUGGCCCCACGGGUCCUGGAGCUGGCUGGUGAGGUGCUGGACACUGGAGACCCAAUCAUACGGCCCCUGUGGUGGAUUGCCACAGGUGAUGAGACAGCCUAUAAAAUCGACUCCCAGUUCCUGAUUGGGGAUGACCUCAUGGUAGCCCCCGUUUUAGAGCCUGGAAAGCAAGAGCGUGACAUCUACCUCCCUGCUGGCCGUUGGAGAAGCUACAAGGGGGAGAGAUUUGAUAUCAAGGAGCCACUGCACCUCACAGACUAUCCAGUAGACCUGGAUGAAAUUGCUUACUUUGUUUGGGUGUAGCAAAAAGGGAAUGCAAAGCUAAACACACUUGAUAUUAUCCAUGCCACAAUUUCCAUGUGAGACAAGUUUCGAAAAGUUAGCUUUGAUACUUGAGACAUUUGAUGCUAGAUUGUUUUUUGUGGUUAAAGCUUUCACGAAAGAAAUAAGAAAUCCGAUAUUAACAGCACAUGAAAACAUUUCUAUUUUUAAUUGUUAGGGCUAUUUCAUGUGAAGUAAUGAAUGCAACAGCUUCUUAUGCAUUUUUUGUGGUUUAUAUGAAAUAAGUGUCCUUCAAAGUGAGAAACUUUUUAUAUAUAUAGUGAUAUAGUGUUAAUGAUUAAUUGUGUGUGGUAUGUGGUCAUAGUUACAAUUAAAGCAAUAUCUGUUUUAAGUUUGCUAACAUUAGCCAUUAUAAGCUACUGGUCAAAUUAGACCAUACAUGGCUCUAAUAGUAAAAUCUGAGCAUGUACUGCAGUAAUUGUGUGUAUAAUGCUUCUUAAUUCAGCUUUUCAUUUGUACAAGAAAGGACCUUGUUUAAUCUUUCUAAAGUUAAAAAUUCUUGCUUUGAAGAUCUUUUAUAUCGUGUAUAUCAAAACAUCAGGGAAUAUGCUAACAGGGAUUUAAUUAAGGCACAAUUGCAAUGGUAGACAACAAAGUUGCUUUUGAAUGUCACAGUACUUAGUAGUUAACAAGUCACUUCAUAACUUACGGUGUUCCCAAACACUCAUCUAAAAUUGUCUGUUGACUAUGCACUUGCUUGUGUCCUCAGCAACACACUCACUAAUGUUUGAAAUAAAGAGAGACACACAUACUUUUUAGUAAAUAUAGGCCAAAAAAUUUGUAUGAUGCAAGGUUGAUAUAAGAUUUCAUUGUUGUCAUAAGGCAGUUAGACUUCAUUAAACCCGUAUCUAUGAAGAUUCCCAGUUUGUCUGAGAUAUCCCACUUUGCCUUUGACACUAAUACAUUUGUACUCUUCUGAAGGGAAACAUUUUUACUUUACAACUUUUUAGGAUGUUGGGUUUUAUGUUUUACUUCUCAGUGUGAAUGCUUGAAAGUUAAUCACAACAAAUUGCAUGUGCUUUGUGUGUAACACAGUAACGUCACUUAGCCCAGAAGAAGAUGACUUUAAUUAGGCACUAAAUAUUUUAUGCUCUUCCUCAGGUUCAACAGUUUUCUCAGGCUGGAGUGUUUUUAAUGUUGAGAGUAAACAAGCAGACAUGCAGGAUACUGAUACUAGUAAUGUCUAAUACAUUGACAUGUCUACAACUUACAACAUAAUGAGCAUCACUUUUCUCGAACGUAAAACCUAAAUAAUAGUGGUUUGUUUCCUUUAUAUCCAGACUUUUUUAAAGUGUGGAAGUCCAUAUAAGUAAUGAAUUUAGCCUCAUUUAAUUAAUCACGUUAAAUGGUACGGUGUGUUUUGUCACUUUGUGUUUUGUUGAUGUGAAUAUUUUGUCACUGCAGUGACUCAAGUGCCAUGUGUUAAUUAUAAUUGCCACAUAAAAAUGUGAUUUUUGUUAUGCUAUGCAUUUAUUAUUGUUUUAUUGUUGCAUAUAAUUCUUAAUUUCUUUAAAUAUUCAACAUGAAAAGAACAACUACAUUGGUAUCUUGGCAUCUAGUGAUCAAACUGAUGCUGAUAUUCUCAUUAAAUUCUGAGUAUGAGAGCAAGUCUAAUAUCAGUUCUAAUACUUAACAUCAUUCACAUCAAUUUCUUCUUUUAGAGGAUUUAAAAUCAUGUGACUAAAGGGAAAUAUUGUUGCGCAAUGUGUCCAUUUGUUACUUUCUGUAGUUGUUUGGAGCUUUUUGAUUUGUUGAUAUUAUUCCUGAGGACUUUUCAAGCUGCAAAGAAAAAAAUAUUGUAUGUUUGUGAAUUAAGGAAAAGGAAACGUCCACAGUCCCAUGGUGCAAUUUUCACCUUUGGCAAUAUUUGCUUGUAUGUGGUUUUCAGACCCAUGUUAACUUUGUACAUGUGACUUGUGAUUUACACAUGUUGACCUUGGUGGGUUUUGUUUGUGCCUUUUGCUAUAGUGUCAUCAUAACAGCACCGCCUAUUUAUAGCAGUUCUCACUCAGCAUCUGGGCCAAGCCAAUCUCUGAGGCUAUAUCUGUCUCAGACUGUUGCUUUAUGACGAGAGGCUCUUUUGGACUGAAUGUUUCUUUGCUGGUGGCCCCUGUGACCCAGCGUGUCCUGUUUGCGUCAGGUUGUUGUGGCUGAAGGAACAUUUGCAUGUGACUAAGGGCUAGCAUUCAUUUCAGAGACAGUGCAUAUUUUAUGUCCUAUGUGAUACAAAUGUAUUAAAAAGAUUUUUGCAUCGAA
Molecule: messenger RNA, 4539 nt
Organism: Paralichthys olivaceus (Japanese flounder)
Lineage: Eukaryota; Metazoa; Chordata; Actinopteri; Pleuronectiformes; Paralichthyidae
Gene: myorg
Product: myogenesis regulating glycosidase
Biological process (GO): skeletal muscle fiber development; carbohydrate metabolic process
Molecular function (GO): hydrolase activity, hydrolyzing O-glycosyl compounds
Source: RefSeq, a predicted model, not a curated record